CCCAGCCUCCUACGAGCCUUUCAAUGUCUCAGCCCGGCCCUCCAUUUCCUGGUGCCGGUGCCUACCCUCCAUCCUCGAGUAAACUUCCCGAUCGCACCGCUGUCAAGGCAGGCAGCAAUCCAGCGCAGAGAUAUACCCAGUCAGCUCUUGGCCGGAGACCUGAUCAAUCAUACCAAUUCGCACAAUCUUCUGGCGCGCCUCAGCCGCAGCAUGGCGCGUUGGGUGCCAGGUCGAGCAUGGAAAAGGAAUCCAAUGUCUUGAGUGAAUUGAGUGAGGAGCAGAGAGAUGAAAUUAAUGAAGCAUUUGAUCUGUUUGACCUCGAUCGAGAUCGUCACCUCGACUACCAUGAACUUCGAGUCGCCCUGCGUUCGCUAGGCUUUACUCUGCCUAAACCCCAAAUCGCCCAAAUCAUGCAGACCCACGGAGUUCCCAAACCACAGUUUAAAAGGGGCCCGCCCGGUAGAUCGCAGCAGACAUACCAUUCAAGCCAACUCCUCAUCUCCCAAAAUGCGUUCCAGCGCGUCGCAGCGCAAAAGGUCCAUGACCGAGAUCCCGCUGAAGAGGUCGAGCGCGCUCUCCUUCUUUUUGAUCCCGAUCAACGUGGUUACAUCGAUGUCGAGGACAUUCGCCGCGUGGCGCGUGAGCUGGGGGAGACCGGCCUCGAAGACGAAGAAAUCCAAGCCAUGAUUGACGAGUUCGAUUAUGAUGGCAACGGUACAGUCUCAAAGGAAGCCUUUUACGCCAUCUGCCUGCAAUGAGUCCCCAUCUAUCCACUCCAAAAAUACGUUUGAUCAUGUCGAUCACGUCGAAACCCGCACUGGAUCUACAUGAAUGACUCGCAUCAGUCCAGGGCUUGGGGGUUGUUGAUGUGUCGGAGCAGAUGCCCUGGUGUACCUCCCAAGGCGUGAGAAGGGGAAGACGCUACCAAGGCAGCUCAACCGCACCCUCCUUGGCUUUGUCUUUACCCAUCACCACAUCCCAAUUGCCAAUAUCUCGAGUACCUCUCGGGGCCCAAUACGUGCCGGUUUUCUCCAUUCCAAAGUCAUGCUCCACCCAGUCGGCUGUGAUACGUGCAGCAUCUCCUGGUUCGAGCGCACCGCCGUCAUCCCAAAACUUGUCGAAACCCACACCCUUGGUCAUUUCUGUCCGCAUGAAACUUGGAACGUUAGCCUAGGCGUGGUUGAGGGAGAAGUACACUCACCUUGGAUGAAUCGAAGCUACGGCGAUUCCCCGGUCUUUGAGAUCAAAGGACAAUUGCUUCGCCACCAUGUUGAGCGCUGCCUUGGAACCGUGGUGUCCAUAAUUUCCUCCACCUUCCUGUUCGUGUCUGAGCGUGAUUGAGCCAGACUCGGAUGACACCAAGAUCACCUUGCUGCCUUUGGAUAUGAUCGAAGACUUGACCAGCUCCUGCACGACAAAAAUUGGGGCUACGGAUGACAGAGUAUACAUCUUGACCUGUUCGUCCCACUUUGCGUUGCCAAAAUCCUCUGUGGCAAAGUACCCUGCAGUGAUGAUGACGGUGUUGACAGACUUUCCUUUCAAUCCUGUGGCGAGGUCUUGGCCGACUGAGGGUUUGGAGAGAUCGAUGUCGGUGAUCCAUGAGAUUUGAUCGGGAGCAGGGCUUUCUGGCGGGGCAUGUGAACGAGAAGUGGCAUAUACUGUGUACGAGAGGGUGUCGACAUAGUAUGAUGUCAAGGCCUUGCCGAGUCCGCGCGUUGCGCCAACGAUGAGAACGGAGGGCAUGUCGAUAGCGGCUAGAUAUCGCAGCAGGAGGAAGACGUGUUGGAAACUGACACUUGUGGUGGUGCAGGGGACGAUUGGACUGAGAUUAAAUUGGAUGACGGUUGAAAGUCGGGCAAUAGGAGGAUUCAAGGAGAGCAGUUGCUUGACCACCACGAUAGAUUAUUUGAUCUAGGAUGAGUUGGUAUUCAGCAAGAUGAUAACAAGGUUGCGC
Messenger RNA from Exophiala mesophila, 1954 nucleotides. RefSeq lists its product as uncharacterized. Gene Ontology annotation, molecular function: microtubule binding; calcium ion binding. Gene Ontology annotation, biological process: spindle pole body duplication. The coding region runs from base 24 to 758 and encodes 244 amino acids. Gene Ontology annotation, cellular component: mitotic spindle pole body; half bridge of spindle pole body. The transcript is spliced from 2 exons. The record is from RefSeq and is a predicted model, not a curated record. Lineage: Eukaryota; Fungi; Ascomycota; Eurotiomycetes; Chaetothyriales; Herpotrichiellaceae.